Naegleria lovaniensis is the source of this 810-nucleotide messenger RNA. RefSeq lists its product as uncharacterized. The record is from RefSeq and is a predicted model, not a curated record. NCBI's taxonomy places the organism in Eukaryota, Heterolobosea, Eutetramitea, Acrasida, Naegleriidae. The transcript has a single exon. The coding region runs from base 1 to 810 and encodes 269 amino acids.
AUGGCUACCUUAUUACGACAAUCGUUGAAUUCUUCAUCUGGGUCCUCUCUUCGCUCCCUUAAUGGUAGACCAGUAACGGAUUUACUCUCUAUUCGGUUCAUACGUUCCAAUUCAUUGAUCCUUUUUACUAAAAUUAAGGCUUUCAUUUUUGAUCGAAGUUAUCACUCAGCCACAUGUUGUUUCAAACAUAAAAGCACAACACUGAAAAAGAAGAAAAAGAAGAGUCACACAAAUUCUUUUGAAAGCAUGUACAUACCUCGACCACAGGAGUUCAAACAACGUUAUGAUGAAUAUUGCGACUUUACUGACAAAUUCGUUGCAAUUUGCUCUCAGUUCAACUCCGAAUUUCUUUCCCAACACAUCGGUGGUCAUGAAACUCUCAAUACAUCAUUCGACUCUAUUAAUCCUAAAUGUAACAUUUCCUAUGUCACAAAACAAGGUCUACAACACAUAUUUCAGACACUGGAGGCAGGAAGAGAUUUCAUUCUUUACGACAUUAGGGACGAGAGAGACUCGUCUAAUGAAAACUAUCCCUCCCUCCAUGCCAGCGCCAAGAAUAUUCUGCUCAAGAAUAUUGGUCACGUAUUCCUUCGUACAUGUGUUAAUACCUCUCUCAAACGAUACGCAUUUGUCUUGCCUUCUCACGAUAUUUCAAGCGAGAAGGGCCCGAUGAUUAUUUUGUACAGCGUUUCUUAUAUGAAGUGGUUGGAUAGAGCAGCAGAAAUUUUACAAGAAUUAGGAUGUAAGAAUGUUAUUGUUUAUGCAGGUGGAUUAAAGGACUGGUGGAAGAAGCAGGAGGGUUCGGAGUAG